AUGGAUCCCAACAUGAAAAUACCCGUCGAGGUGAAUCCCGACGAAGACACUGAGUGGAACGAUAUCCUCAGGGCGCAUGGAGUCAUACCGGAAAAGCCUCCGUCUCCAACGGAACAAUUGGAAGAAGCAUUGGACGAGGCGUUGAAGAAACAGCACGACAAUCGAUUAGAGAACAAAGACUUGGAUGAAUUAGACGCGUUGGAAGACGAAGAAGACGAGGAGUUUUUGAACUUUUACAAGCUGAAGAGACUCAACGAGAUCAAAAAACUAGCAGAAAAGCAGAAGUUUGGGCUGGUGUUGCCAGUGAGCAAGAGCGAGUAUGCAGACGAGGUCACAAAGGCGUCACACGAAACUUUUGUCGUCGUUGAGCUAUCCUUGCAAUCCAGCCUACAGAGCAGGCUCCUUUACUCGCUCUUGGUUCAAUUGGCUGCGAAAUUUCCAGAGGUGAAAUUCUGCGACAUACCUGCUCAAAGGUGCAUUGAGAACUACCCCGAGUCCAAUUGCCCGACCUUGAUUAUAUACCACAACGCCAACGUCUUGAAGCAAUACAUCACCCUCACUCAAUUGGGCGGCAACUCAACUACGAUUGAGGACUUGGAAAGAGUUUUGGUCGACGUUGGAGCUGUCAAAGAUACAGACAAGAGGUUGGUGAUGAAUGACGACGACGAAGAUGCACGAGAAGCAAGAAAAUUGAGAUUUGCUAAGAAAUCACUUCGAAAUGACAAUGAUGAUGAUGAUCACGACGAUGAUGAUGACUUUUAUAAUUAG
Molecule: messenger RNA, 768 nt
Organism: Lodderomyces beijingensis
Lineage: Eukaryota; Fungi; Ascomycota; Pichiomycetes; Serinales; Debaryomycetaceae
Source: the annotation of a GenBank genome assembly